UCAUAAUUGGAAGCUAAUAAUAUAGAAGCUCAGUCGAACAUAUACAAUAUUUUCUAGUUUUUUUUUUUCUUCUGACAAAAAGAUACUUCUCCCUUUUGUAGCAAUGCAGAUGGGAACUCUUUGAUAGAUUUUAUCGUUUGACAACCGAAAAACUACACCAUUUUUUUAUCAACAUUGUUUAUCAAUAUUUACAAAAUCCAGUGUAUUUGUGAUGUGUGAGAGUGUUUUUGUUUGCGCACAAUAACAGCCGUCAAGUGAAGAAGUGAAAUGUAUUUGUAAUUAAGUUGGAUUUUUAUGAACAUUUAGUGAAAUCAAAUAGAAUUCAAUCAUCAACCGAAACAAGUACGUCAUUUUUAAAUUGUAUUAUAGAACCGAAACUGAUGGGCCAGCACAAGAAUAGAAACAGUCCAAAAGGCACAAACGAAUCACACAUUGGCUGCACCGUACGGUUAAAUAAUAAUUUAUGUGAUCGGUUAUUUCAUGUGAACUUUAAUAUAAAACACGCUGCGGUUUUUGCAUAUAAAAUAUAAAUAAGUACGAGACGAAAAAGUUUUUUUCAUUAUUGACAACGAUGCAAAUAUCCUUGACUUGAACAAAGAAUAAAUAUUAAUUCUAAUAGCAUCGCAAGUGUGUGUGUGUGUGUGUGUGUGAAGAAAAAAAGAAAAAAAACGAAAGGACGCAACAAUAGCAAAACGGAUUAUGUCAGAAAAAUACGUGGCCAGCUGUGAAUAAUAAUGCUGUAAUCAACGACCGCGACCCACAAAAAUGAUAAAUUUAUAAAACAAAGCGAAAUUUAGCAGAAAGUAAUAAGCACACGCGAUUCACCUAACAUUGGAAUGACGUAUUUUUUUUGUUAUUAAAAUUCUGACACUGUCGACUGGAGAGAGUUUUGUUUAUUGUGAAAAGUGUAUUGGGUUGGUAAAUUCGCGUGUGAAUUCGUCACAUGGUACAGUUGCUUUUUUUUUUGGUUUAAUUUAAUGAACACCAAUUUUCCCAACGAAUUAUUCGGUGAAGUGUGCGUGUGUGUCAAACAAUUUGUUAAUGCGAACUGUAUAACAUGCCGUUAGCCAACUCGGGAGAUCCAUGGAGAGCUCAAAUCGGCAAUUCAAACGUAACCGUGGUCAACACCGUCGUGGCGCAUACAAACGAUGAAGAGAUGGUUGUUGACGAGCCCAUUGAUGAAACAACAAAAAUUCACGGCGGUCUGCAUCGUAUGCUAGGCGAUGGACGAAUUUUACAACCGAAUACAAAUGAUCAAACCGAAAUGAUACUUACGCCGCAGACAAAAUCACCGUUGUCUGGUUCACAACAAGAGCUGAACCUAGAGUCAGGUCACCAUAAUCACAACCAAAGCGAACAUGAAAUUGAACUAAAAGACGUUGUUAAAGAAGGUCACGACAAAGCCGAUCCAUCGCAAUUCGAAUUGCUCAAAGUACUUGGCGAAGGUUCAUUUGGAAAAGUGUUUCUUGUGCGUAAAAUUGUUGGACGCGAUGCUGGCGUUUUAUAUGCAAUGAAAGUGCUGAAAAAAGCAACGUUAAAAAUUAAAGACCGUGUACGAAGCACAAACGAACGAAAUAUAUUAGCAGAUGUGGGCCACCCAUUCAUAGUUAAGUUGCAUUAUGCGUUUCAAACGCCCGGAAAAUUGUAUUUGAUUUUGGACUUUUUACGAGGUGGUGAUCUUUUCACAAGACUAAGCAAAGAGGUCAUGUUCACGGAAGAAGAUGUUAAAUUCUACUUGGCAGAAUUGGCAUUGGCACUCAGUCACUUACACAACAUUGGCAUCAUUUAUCGAGAUUUAAAACCCGAGAAUAUUCUGCUCGACCAAGAUGGACAUAUUGCACUUACCGAUUUUGGGCUAUCAAAGCAACCACUCGACGGUUCCAAAACAUACAGUUUCUGCGGAACGGUCGAAUAUAUGGCCCCAGAGGUAGUGAAUCGCAAAGGUCAUGACGUAGCAGCUGAUUGGUGGUCGUUUGGUGUGCUUAUGUUUGAAAUGUUGACGGGAAAUCUACCGUUCCACAGUUCAACGCGACAAGAAACAAUGGAUCAAAUUUUAAAAGCCAAACUCGGAAUGCCUGACAAUUUGAGUCGUGAAGCUCAAUCUUUGUUGCGUGCAUUGUUCAAACGUGUGCCAGGCAAUCGACUUGGAGCCGGUCCAGAGGGAAUUGAUGAAAUAAAAAGGCAUGAAUUUUUUGCAACAAUUGACUGGGACAAUUUAUUGUUGAAAAAAGUGCGUCCACCAUUUAUACCGGCUGUGUCGCGUGACGAUGCUUAUUAUUUUGAUUCAGAAUACACAUGUAAAUCGCCACGAGACUCCCCCGGUGGCCCAGUUAGUGCAAGUGCGCGCGAAAUAUUCCGUGGUUUUAGUUUUAUUGCACCCGGUCUACUGGACGAAACUGAAAACAUGACAAACGGAGGCACCACCUCAAACACAACAAACCCAAGCGAUAGCAACACAACAAAUACAAUAUCGGGAAAUACUCCACAAAUACCUGCUUCAAAUAGUGGAAGUGCAUCCAGUGCACUAACAUCCAGUGCAAGUAACGGAAACAUUCCACCAUUGUUUCCGUCACGCAUUUCACCAUACACAAAUGAAAUGCCUGGCUUGAAUUCGAGCGCAUUUCAAGAUGAAUACCAAUUGGGACGAGAGCUUGGUCGUGGUACAUUCUCAAUAUGCCGUCUGUGUGAGCAUCGUGCCACACGAAAACAAUAUGCGGUGAAAAUAAUUAGCAAAGCUGAUCGUGACUGUCGCGAAGAGGUCGAGAUUCUAUUGCGUUAUGGAAACCAUCCGAAUAUUGUGACAUUGUAUAGCGUACAUGAAGACUUUAAUUAUAUUUAUUUGGUGAUGGAACUUCUCAAGGGCGGCGAAUUAUUGGAUCGAAUUUUAUUACUGAAACGAAUGUCAGAGAGUGAAGCAAGCGCUGUUCUUCGUACCGUCGUCUCAGCUUUGGCAUAUUUACAUGAACAUGGUGUCGUUCAUCGUGACUUGAAACCAUCAAAUCUUCUCUAUGCUUCGAUUAACCAAACGCCCGAUUCAUUGAAACUAUGCGAUUUAGGUUUUGCCAAACAACUUAGAGCAGAUAAUGGACUACUGAUGACACCUUGUUAUACAGCCAAUUUUGUGGCGCCCGAAGUUUUAAAAAGACAAGGUUAUGAUUUAGCAUGUGAUAUUUGGUCUCUAGGAGUUCUACUGUACAUUAUGCUUGAGGGAAAAACUCCAUUCGCAAGCUCACCUAAUGAUUCGCCCGAAAUGAUUUUAGCACGCAUUGGUGCCGGAAAAAUUGACUUGGACUCGGGUAUUUGGAAUACGAUUUCAUCGGAUGCAAAAGACUUGAUUCGUCAAAUGCUGCAUAUUGUGCCAAAUCGAAGACCAACGACAGCUCAAAUUCUUCGACAUCCAUGGAUUGUGCAACAAACACCAUACAAUAGUACUCAACCGAUUGAAAUUCCAUCCAGCUCAAAUCAAUCGAUGAUCUGUGAUUCAACGGCCGCUGCGCUGAAGGGUGCAGUGAAUGCAACAUUCCGUGCAAUUUCGUCACCUCAAGCAGCCAAUGUCGGCCCAGUUGGAGCAAGUGCACUUGCUAAACGACGUGCCAGAGAUAAAAUUAAUGCGCAUGCCACAUAAUAUGCAAUUGAUACGAUAAAUGAAUGUUGAUCAAUAUCAAAGUAAAUACCGAACAAACAAAACAAAAAACAACAGAAAUAUUAUAUUCCAGAACCCGAUCAAGUGCUGAUAAGUUCCAAUAUAUCUUUAAAUGCGUUAGAGUGGUGUUUGUGCUUCAAUAUUUUAUUUAGACUAUAAACAAUUCUUCUAUGUAUUUGAAUUUUGUGUAUUUGUAAAAUUGUCAUUUUAAAUCUAAGUUUUGUUAUUGUUUCGCUCCAAUCCCAUUUAACAAAUUCUAUUUUUAACAUUUAAAUCGGUGUAAAUCUAUGGACUAAAUGACAACAAAGACAACAAAGAAUCACAAAUGUACCCUUAAUAAAAAUCCAAUUAUAAUCUUAUCUAAUCGCUUUCCAAAUUUUUAUCUAUGUUUUACGAAUGAGCCCUUCUUCGUGGUUUGACCCUUUGUAUUUACGAAUCCAUUUUUUGUUUGAUUCAGUUAGAUUUCCAAUGUCGAUCUGUUUGCGACUGUAGCAACGAAACAAAAAAAAACCAAUUACACAAUUAAUUAUAUUUUGUAAAUAACAUUUAAUCCAAUUUAGUCAAUCAUCACUAACUGAAUUAGUGAAUGACAACAAAAAGUUUGAAAAAAAAAGAGUUCAAAUAAAUUUUAUUUAUAAAUACAAUAUUAUUCUUCCAUUGUAAUUUUGGUAUUUGAACAAACAAAAAUUGUUUAUUGUUACGUGUUUUUGUGUAUACAUUUGAAAAUGAAUGUUGAUCUGUGUGUUUUUACAGCUCAUAUUUGUAAAUUAAAAAAAACUUAUGAUUUGUGGCUAAUAGUAAGAACACCAAUGUAUUUUUGAUGAUAUUUAUCGAACAAUUUGACGAAAUUGAAAUGGAUUUUCCCAAGAAAAAUCAACAAUUCUAUAUUGUGGGAUGCCAACCAAAAACAACAACAACAAAAAAAAUGACAUAAAACCCCAAAAUAUAAAAUGUACAAUAAUUAUGCAUAUAUUUUCAAAAAAUCACCUUGCAUACUAAAUGAACAAUACCAAUAGAGAAUAUUUUUGUAUAUUAAUUAAACGAAAUGCUCCACAGUCAUACUGAUUUAAGCAAAAAUCAAUAAUUAUGAUUAUAAUCAUAAAAUAUGUUUCGUAUCAAUUAAAUAGGAAAAUGGCAAAUUUCAAGUGCACAUUCAACACAUCUUAUGCAAAAACUCACAUUUUUUAGAAAAAAAAUUCUUCCCAUAUAUUUAGUCAUGCGUGCACUCAUGACAAUGUGCAAACGAAUCUAGUUCAAUGAAUGUAACACCUACUAAAAGAGUUAUUUGAUCAGAUAAAUUAGAUUGUAAUGGAUUUUUUUACAACAACAUUGGAAUAAAAAUGAAAUUUAUACAAUUAAAAUUUAAGAACUAAAAAUAUUUUCAAUUUCCCAAUUAAAUCAAUUCUAAUAAAUAAGUGACAUGAAGAAAAAAAAGACACUUUAAGUCCAAAUUAUGUUCAACAUUCUAUUCCUUUGGCUUUCAAUCAAAUUCAUUAUAAAUAAAAACUUUAUUCUUAA
Messenger RNA from Contarinia nasturtii (swede midge), 5161 nucleotides. RefSeq names its product ribosomal protein S6 kinase 2 beta (gene S6kII). NCBI's taxonomy places the organism in Eukaryota, Metazoa, Arthropoda, Insecta, Diptera, Cecidomyiidae. Gene Ontology annotation, molecular function: ATP binding; magnesium ion binding; ribosomal protein S6 kinase activity. The transcript has 10 exons. Gene Ontology annotation, biological process: protein phosphorylation; intracellular signal transduction. Bases 1058 to 3625 code for a protein of 855 amino acids. The record is from RefSeq and is a predicted model, not a curated record.